Pseudogymnoascus verrucosus is the source of this 2070-nucleotide messenger RNA. RefSeq lists its product as uncharacterized. The record is from RefSeq and is a predicted model, not a curated record. The coding region runs from base 409 to 1746 and encodes 445 amino acids. The transcript is spliced from 5 exons. Lineage: Eukaryota; Fungi; Ascomycota; Leotiomycetes; Thelebolales; Thelebolaceae.
UUUCCGGCCUCGUAGGAUUUGGGGAAGAAAACCCGGUGCGUGAGCUUUGGCCUGCAUGGGUAGGUCUUUGAUAAUGUUGGUUUACCACUUGAUAAUGAUUUUCCGCCAAAUCGGAUAACCAGUUUGCGAAGCGCGUGAAACGAGUAAUCGGGGCCCAAUACAGGGGGUCUAAAGUCAUCUGCUCCAUUUUUGAAAAGCGACCACGGCCAGGCACCAAUCGAAAAUCUUAAUAAUAACAGGAGAAAAAUAUCAAUCUUGCAACAGCGAAAAGAACCAUUUAAUUGAAAUAUAAAUCAAAGCACCACACGGCGGUCAGGAAGAAUUUCCCAACAGAUUUAUUUUCCCUGAUAGUGGAGACUCAUUAUCACAUGCGAAACCGGACUAACCUUUGUUCCGACUAUCUCGGUGAUGGGUCCAUCGCCGAGCAACCCGGACGGGUUGAUUACUCAAUUCAAACAACAUAAUUGGGUUUUCGUAAUCAUUAUGAGGGACCGAGCCAUCAUUGCUGGCGUCAGUGCUGUCGUCAUCGGGCUCUUUUAUGAGUUCUUCCUUAAAGAUAUUCUGUUUAUCGCGAUUGGUAUAGGACGAACUAUCCAGCCAAUCGAGGAUUUCCCUUACAGCUGUCACAAAAUAUAUGGCCCUGAAAAUAUACUUGAAAGCUGCGAAGAUCUCUGGCUUGACGAUGAAGGCCGCACCCUCUAUGGAGCGUGUGUUGAUCUGAAGUCUCGCCAUCAAUGGAGUCCAGGCGGUGACAAGUUCAACGUGUCAGGGCGAACCACAAAUGGACGCUUUGUAGCCCUUAGCAUUGAUUCGCCGGGGUCAGACGGCAACUAUGGAGCCCACAGACUUCAAAUCACCGGCAACUACCUUGGGCCAGCGGGAUCCAAGGCCAUCGACCCCAACGGAUUUGACGUGGAAAUCCUACCCAAUAACCGUUUGAGGUUUUGGAUGACCAACCUUCGUCCGCCCGUAGAUGCUGUUUCAGGAGAGUUUCUGGAUGCUAUGAACAUCGGCGCCAAUGCUACCGUCGAGUCCUUUGAACUUGUUAGGGGUGAGAACGAGCUAAAGUGGACGGGAACAUUUGGUGCAAAUGACGGAGUCCUGCAUUCUACGAACAAGGUUGCUGCGGAUUUGAAUGGAGGAUUUGUAGUGUCCAACGAUCACAGCGUUCCAAGUGGUCUGCGCCGCUCCCUCGACCUUAUUCUCGGAGGAGGAUCCAUCGCCCACUGCACUAGCUCCAACGAUUGCAAAAUCGCAGUUGACGGCCUCUCCUUCCCCAACGGCCUAGUCCGGGGUCUUGAUGGCCUUUUCUACGUCCCUUCUUCCAUAACCGGUCGCAUUGGCGUUUUCUCGCUCUCCUCGACAGGUCUGACUAAAAUCGAUGAAAUUGAAGUCGGGAUGCCGAUGGAUAACCUAUCCGUCGACGCCAACGGUGAUAUCUUCGCCGCAGCCUUCCCAGACUCGCUCAAGCUAGUGGAGGUAGUAAAGUAUGCUACUGAUACCAUACUGCCGAGCACUGUGUGGAAGAUUACGAAAGUGGUUGGGGAGUAUGAUGAGAGUGGAAAGGGGAAGAAGAGUGGUUCUGGCAAUUAUCGUGUGUCGAAGUUGUUAGAGGACAGGGAGGGAAAGUUCAUGCCGAGUGGAACGACGGUCGCGGUGCACGAUGCUAAGACGGGGAAGAUCUUCCUUGGGGCUGUCUUAGGUGGACAUGUAACAGUUUGUGAGCCAAUUCCCGUUGCUAAAUAGUGGCCCGCAUGAGCUCUGCAGCAUCACGGACAGUCUUGAAGAUAUUUGUUAUCCUCUGGAGCAGAAAGGGAGAGAGGUAAGCGAUAGGGAGGGUGGAAUUCAAACUUCGGUGAGUUUGAAUUCGCCGAGGAAAUGAAGAAUAGAGGAUGCCAAUCCACUCAGUGUACGAUAACUGGACGAAUGUACAAAAUAUUAAAACAGCAAGAUCUGUGGAUAGAAAUGUGUGUUUAUCAACCAGCAAGAAGUGUUAUUGUCAAAUAAGAGGUGGUAACAUCCUACUCAGUGAGGUAAUACAACAGCCCUUAAGUAAGGGUCUCAUCAGAC